GCCCCACAAAGAAGGAGAACAGACCACAGAAGCACAGCAAAGAUGGACAGGGUGACAGAGGGGUCGGGGGGCGAGGCAGCGCUCACAUCAGCAUGAGGCGUAUUCAUGCAAAAGUAUGCAAGAACUGCAAACGGAGGAUGGAGGACCCAGAAGAUGAUCCCUGCAAAACAAUAGCAAGGAUUUAGUUAAACUCAAAAGCUGCACUAAAAUGUAGAUUACAAUCUGUGCAUAUUCUCUCACAGGCACAGGUUGAAAAAGUUGUGAAUUAUACGUUAAGGGGUAAAAUAUAUCAUGUCCAAUAGUAUAUAUUUAAGUGACAAAUGUACUAUUAGCAGACUACCAACUGUUGGAAAAGUAAGAGGCAGGUUCGAAACCCAGUGGAGAUGACAAUGGAAGACGCAUGUCAAAAGAUGUCUGGUGGAUCUAUAUCCACAGUUGUGAACGUGGACCCAUCAGUCGAAGGCUUGUGAUAGCGAGCAUGUAUUGGAAUGGAGACACGAAGCACUGGGGAAGUUUGUUGACUGAGGUCAGGGUACACAUGGGUGAUGAAUCCUGCUGUCAGCCAGAUAUGCGUUUCACUGCGAAGCGCUGCGGAGUGCAGUUCGACCCGCCGUCCAUCGUUGUCAUAUACGAAAUUACUGAAACCAAAAAACUGCGGAAAAGGACUAUCCCAGUCCGAAACUUUUCUAAAUACUCAGAAUCCAGCAUGGCUGCUGAGAAGUUAAAAACCCACCCACGACACGGAGAGUACCUGGAAGGCGUGUCCCAGAGCCAACUGGAGAGGCUUCACGUCAUUCUGAGAGAUCAUCUUCGAGGCCUGACUUUGGACGAGACCCUUGCGUCAUUUCGCCUUGACCCUGAGGAGGACCUAAACAAACUAGAUGACGACAAGCUGGCUCGUAAAAAAGGCCAAAUGGAUGAACUCUUUGAGAAGAACCGGAAGCACCGUGAUGAUCCCAAUUUUGUUUAUGAUUUGAGAGUGGAUUUUGAAGAUAAUGCUCAAGACAAAUGUAGCUGGGAUGAAGAUUCAGAUGAUGAUAACUUCUAAUGUUUUGUCUUUCAUGUUAGUUGGCUGGAGAAAAAAGUUCAUUCUCUCCUUCUCCAAAGCCACCCAGCCCUGUGCUGCAUCCAUCAUAGGUUUGUGAAUUUGGAUUGAAUCCGCGAGUUUCUUCAUCCAUCCUUAAUGUUUAACAACUGAAUGAAUUGUAUUGACAGAAACACCAGUUCAAUAAAAUGCCAUUUAUUUGUAUUAAAAUACUGGAUUCACAAGAAAAAACACACACUUUGGCUUCAACAUUUGUGUCAUAAAUCAAUUCGAGAUGGACAGAAAUAUAUAUAUCUUCACCUCUGAAAAUAUAAGCAUCAGUCUGCCUAACAGGACAUACACCUUCAAGUAAACACCUUCUAUAAAAUAUAUAUUUGAAUUAAAUGACGCAGAUAUAUGUGAUUAUAGUUCACACAAAGCGACUAUGUGGCUACGUAUUAGAGAUGACAUGAAACCACUUCUACAGUGUCAAACCUCAGUGGGAACCAAAUUCAAUACAAAGUGCUUUAAUAUCCUAUUUAGUUGACAGUAAAAGAUCGAAGCCAUGUACAUUCAAAUAUGUCAAAGACGCAGACAACUUGUUUGCUUGAGGCUAAUUUUUACACUAGUGAGCAGUGAUGUAUGCAGCACAGCAGUGCUUUUUUCCCUCAGGAGGUAGGCAACCGAAAAUCACGACACAAAGCCAACCUUUCACCACCAGGUUUUGGUAAG
Molecule: messenger RNA, 1756 nt
Organism: Synchiropus splendidus (mandarinfish)
Lineage: Eukaryota; Metazoa; Chordata; Actinopteri; Syngnathiformes; Callionymidae
Gene: cep19
Product: centrosomal protein 19
Exons: 4
Coding region: 401-1048 (215 amino acids)
Biological process (GO): microtubule anchoring at centrosome; trans-Golgi to periciliary membrane compartment transport
Cellular component (GO): ciliary basal body; centrosome; spindle pole
Source: RefSeq, a predicted model, not a curated record